AUGCGGCUGGUUGUGUUGCUAGCGUUUGUUGUCAGUUUUGUGAGUUAUGAGCCAGCGUUCGGUGCUGAGGGAAAUGCCUUGAAAUCAUAUUUAACGGAUUCUUCGUGGGAAGAUGUUAUAUCAGCGGGAGGAAUGCACAUCGGGCAGGGAAGAGCAAAGCGGUUCAUCGGGUUAAACACAACCACGCCAAAUAUAGCUUACCAGGUAUGCGUAACGCCAAAAGGUAAAAGAGGCCGAUGUAGGCAUGUGCAGCACUGCGUCUUGGAGGAUUUCAAAACUGAUUUCAUGAAGUAUAUGGAUUACCUUUGCGUUAUAAAACACUCUUCUUUAGGAGCGUGCUGCCCGGAUGAGUCUGGCCCGGAGGCUUUGGCUGGUGAACUACCCGCGACCGCAUCAAAAGACGAAUCCCAAGUCAUCAGUAAGAUUGUUCGCGCCGAAAACAGAGGAUGCGGUCUGAGCACGCGGCCUAUGGGCAGAGUGGUGGGUGCCCGCCCCGGCAACCCCCGGGACUGGCCCUGGAUGGCGUCCAUCACCCCCGAAGGCUUCGAGCAAUACUGCGGCGGGGUCCUGAUAACCGACCGCCACGUUCUCACCGCGGCGCACUGCACGAGAAGAUGGAAAGCCAAUGAGCUGUUCGUGCGGCUCGGCGAGUACGACCUGAAGCGGACCAACGACUCCAGGACGUACAACUUCAGGGUAGUGGAGAUAAAGCAGCACGAGGGCUUCGACAUGUCCAACUACAUGCACGACAUCGCGAUCCUCAAGCUGCACCGGCCCGCUGUCUUCAACACCUACGUGUGGCCGAUCUGCCUCCCACCAGCGAACCUCGACCUGGUCGAUGAGAUGGCGAUAGUGAUUGGUUGGGGGACAAAGUUCUACGGCGGGCCCCACAGCAACGUGCUAAUGGAGGUGUCCGUGCCAAUUUGGGAGCAUAAGAAAUGCACCGAAUCCUUCACAGCUGCCGUCUUCGAGGAGAACAUUUGCGCGGGCGGUCCCGAAGGCGGCAAGGACUCCUGUCAGGGAGACAGUGGGGGACCACUGAUGUACCAGAUGUCGAGCGGCCGCUGGGCUGUGGUCGGAGUUGUGUCGUGGGGUGUACGCUGUGGGGAGCCCCAGCACCCCGGUCUGUACACGCGUGUAGACAAGUACCUACCGUGGAUCAUACAGAACGUCGCCUUC
Molecule: messenger RNA, 1179 nt
Organism: Iphiclides podalirius (scarce swallowtail)
Lineage: Eukaryota; Metazoa; Arthropoda; Insecta; Lepidoptera; Papilionidae
Source: the annotation of a GenBank genome assembly